Chaetomium strumarium is the source of this 1341-nucleotide messenger RNA. RefSeq names its product major facilitator superfamily transporter. Gene Ontology annotation, molecular function: transmembrane transporter activity. The transcript has 9 exons. The record is from RefSeq and is a predicted model, not a curated record. Lineage: Eukaryota; Fungi; Ascomycota; Sordariomycetes; Sordariales; Chaetomiaceae. Bases 1 to 1341 code for a protein of 446 amino acids. Gene Ontology annotation, cellular component: membrane.
AUGACCCGGCGCAUCAAUCUCAAGACGGACCUGGCACUGCUUCCGAUGCUCUCACUGCUCUACCUGCUCAACGGCCUGGAUAGAGGCAACAUCGGGAAUGCCCAAACUCAAGGCUUCACUGACGAUAUUGGGGCGCAACCCCGGGAUCUCAAUUUCGCCGUCCCGCUCUUCUUCAUCACCUUCGUCCUCUUCCAGCCGUUAUCGGCGACCGUGGACUGGUGGCUGGGGCCGCGGCAUUGGAUUCCCAUCAUGGAACUUCAGGGAGAUCCCGAGCAGAUAUCGUGGGGUGUGGUGACUGCUACGCAAGCCGUCAUCCAAGGACGAGCCGCUUUGAUUACGACACGCCUGCCCAUCGGAGUGCUUGAGGCCGGCUUCUACCCGACAGUCGUCAUGUAUCUGGAUCUCGGGCUGUUCUACAGCCAGUAUGCCAUUGCUAAUGCCUUCUCCGGAGCACUAUCCUAUGGUAACUUUCUCAUCCAUCAUCCUCGCCUCAAGCCCUGGCAGCUCCUAUUCGUUAUCGAGGGGUCUGCCACCUGCUGCCUGGCCGUGAUAAGCUGGUUCUGGCUUCCAGCAGGGCCGGGCACCGCAUGGUUCCUGACCAAGCAGGAACGAGCCUUCGCCUCGGACCGGGUGCGCUCAGGCUCUCCCGAUGACGGCGUCUCUCCAAAGCUCACCAGGAGGGAUGUGGUGGAGACAGCCAAAGACGGCAAGCUAUGGUUCGCGUUGCGCCUUUCCGUGUUUCUGCCGUUGGUGGUACGGGGAAUGGGAUACCGGACCCUCGAGGCGAAUCUGACGUCUGUGCCGCCUGCGGUAUGCAGCGCACUGGGCCUUUACCUGUUCGCAUUCAGUUCGGAUCGCCGGCAGGAGCGGGGUUACCACAUCAUGGCAGCCAUCGUGGUCUCCCUGGCCAGGCUGGUUGCCGUUGUGACGGCGCCAACGAGUGCAGGGCGGUAUGCGGCACUCUGUAUAUUCCUCUUCGGGGGUUACGUGCCGCCCCUGCUCACCGUUGCAUGGCACAGCGGCAACACACCCGCCGCGGGGAAGAGGGCCCUCGUGCUGGGCGCCAACGGCUGGGGGAACCUCGCCGGCGUCAUCGGGUCGCAGCUGUACAGGCCCGAGUACGCGCCCGAGUACAGGAAACCGUUUCUGGUGACACUGGGCUUUGUUGCGACGGCACUGGUCGGAUUCUUGGCGUACUGGGCCGCGCUGCAGACAGUAAACAGGCGGAGGGCGGCCGUCAUGAACUCGAAGACGCCCGAGGAGAUUGAGAUGGAACGAGCCAACGACCAGAGAUAUGCAGACCGCAACAGGCAACGAGGGGUGGAGACGAGACUCUUGUGA